GUUGAUGAAUUUAAGACAUUAAAUGCUCAUCAACUGGAUUAAUAUUAAUGUAUUGAUAACUGAAAGAAAGAAUCAUCACUUUCUGUUCCAGUCUCUCUGUGUCUUUGUUAUCUAUUAUUAAUGGAGUUUUAGAGCUCCUUUGAUGGUAAACUAAACCCAUCAAUAUUCCGUUUCAGAAAUCUGGACCCAGAAAUCUCCUGUAAAGUUUGAACUCAAUGAUUAAAACAGCCAUCUUGACCUUGCUAGCCAUAGCCACUUCUUUCUCCUUCUUCCUCUUUCCUCUCCCUCCAAAAUCUUUCUAUCACUCUCUAUUUAUCUCCUCUUCCUUAUCUGACAACGCCUCGAUAUCACACCAUCUCUACACCCUCACUCGCAGGCCUCAUGUUGCCGGAACUCAAGCCAACGCAGAAGCUGCCAACUAUGUCCUUUCCACUCUCAAUUCCUACAAUAUCCCAUCCCAUAUCGCCUCCUAUCAAGUACUCCUAACUUACCCAAUUUCGCGUUCUUUAACAUUGAAACCGAAUCGCGCAGACCCACCUGUCCAUUUUGAGCUUCGGCAGGAGAUUUAUGAUGGUGACCCGUAUGCGGAUGUUGCCGGUGAAGUCUUGCCCACUUUCCACGCUUAUGCAAAAUCAGGUACUGUGAGUGGUCUUGUGGUGUAUGCGAACUAUGGACGCGUGGAGGAUUUCGAUACAUUGAAAGAGAUGGGGGUGAACGUGUCUGGGUGUAUUGUAUUGGCGAGGUACGGACAGAUUUUUAGAGGGUCGAUUGUGCAGAAUGCGAUGAAAGCAGGUGCUGUAGGGGCAGUGUUGUAUACAGAUAGGAAGGAUUACGGUGGUGGAGGAGGGGAUGCGAAGUGGUUUCCAGAUGGCAAGUGGAUGCCACCGAGUGGGGUUCAAGUGGGUUCGUUGUAUAAUGGGUCUGGAGAUCCGACUACACCAGGAUGGGCAAGUACUGAAGGGUGUGAGAGGAUAUCAGAGGAGGAGGUAGAGAUUAUUGGGGAUGUUCCGCUGAUACCUUCAUUGCCCAUAUCAGCAGCUGAUGGUGAGAAGAUCAUGGAGUCAAUUGGUGGACCAGUGGCAGAGGAGGACUGGCAGGGAAGCAAAGGCUCCCCUGUUUACAGGGUUGGACCGGGACCAGGUGUUCUAAAUCUUAGUUACACUGGUAAUCAAACAAUAGCUACAAUUCAGAAUGUUAUUGGGGUCAUUGAAGGGAAAGAAGAGCCUGAUCGAUUUGUCAUUCUUGGUAACCAUCGGGAUGCAUGGACCUUUGGAGCUGUUGAUCCCAACAGUGGAACUGCUGCACUCUUAGAGGUUGCUUCUAGACUAAAGAAAUUGCAGAAAUUUGGCUGGAGACCUCGACGAACAAUUGUUUUAUGCAACUGGGAUGCUGAGGAAUAUGGCCUAAUAGGAUCAACUGAAUGGGUAGAAGAGAACAAGGAAAUGUUAUCUUCAAGAGCUGUUGCUUACUUGAAUGUUGAUAUUGGGGUAGGUGGAGCAGGAUUCCACGCCUCCUCAACUCCACAGCUUGAUGAACUACUCAAAAAGGCUACUCAACAGGUUAAGGAUCCAGAUAACUCGUCACAAACCAUUUAUGAAUCAUGGCUUGGCUCCAGCAACUCUCCAGUGAAGAUUGGGAGAUUAGGAGGUGGAGGAUCAGACUAUGCAGCUUUUGUGCAACACAUCGGUGUUCCUGCAUCUGACAUGUCUUUUGGGGAAGGAUACCCGGUAUACCAUUCAAUGUACGAUGACUUUAUUUGGAUGAAAAAGUUUGGUGAUCCUAUGUUUCACAGACAUGUUGCAGUGGCAAGUGUUUGGGGUUUAUUAGCACUUCGAUUAGCGGAUGACAGGAUUUUACCUUUCAAUUAUCUAUCCUAUGCGCUCGAGCUUCAGAAGAGUGCAAAGGACUUGGAAGAUCAAGUUUUGGGUAAGGGCAUAAGCCUUGCUCCAUUGUUCAAGUCUAUUGCGGAGCUUGAAGAGGUAGCCGCAAAUAUAGAAACCCGAAAAAAGGAAAUAGAAGAAAGCAAAGCAUGGACAUCAAUAUUGACAAGAGACCGUAUGACGGUGAGAGAGCUCAAUGACAGAUUGAUGAUGGCGGAGAGAGCUUUCACAGACCCAGAUGGACUCUUUGGCCGGUCGUGGUACAAGCAUUUGAUUUAUGCUCCUUCAAAACACGACGAUUAUGGAUCCAAAUCCUUCCCUGGAAUAGGUGAUGCCAUUGAAGAGGCAAAGAGUAUGGACUCUGUACAGUCAUGGAGUUUUGUACAACAUGAAAUUUGGAGAGUUGCUAGAGUGGUCAGACAUGCCUCGCUUGUCCUCAGUGGCAAGCUAACAUGAAUUUGUGGUGGUUGAUCACUCAUAAGCAACAGUUACACAUCAAAUUGAGGUUUGUUUCACAAAGUUCUGUCAUUUUGACAUGUUUGAUUGUAUGUAUCUCUAGGUUUCAUACUGUAUCAAAAUAAAGAAGACAUUGGUCUGCACAAGUAAUA
Molecule: messenger RNA, 2488 nt
Organism: Tripterygium wilfordii
Lineage: Eukaryota; Viridiplantae; Streptophyta; Magnoliopsida; Celastrales; Celastraceae
Product: probable glutamate carboxypeptidase LAMP1
Exons: 12
Coding region: 216-2336 (706 amino acids)
Molecular function (GO): carboxypeptidase activity
Source: RefSeq, a predicted model, not a curated record